GAUGUUUGAAGGUUAGCUAAUUUAACAUUAGUAUUUUCACAAAUAUCAGUAUUAAAUUAUGUUUUUAUCUUUGUUUCGGAAAAAAUCAUCAGACAAGGGCAGUCCAGAAAAAACCAAAGCUAAGAUUGUAUCAAAUGGUGUGAGAGAUCGUGCGGAAUUAAAAGAUACAAUCUAUGAUUUGAUACGAACGAUAAAAGAUCCUGAAAAACCCAAUACAUUGGAAGAACUGGAAGUAGUUUAUGAGGAUGGUAUUACAGUAAAAAGUCCAACAUCAGGAACAGUAAAUGUGGUUAGAGUCGAAUUUAAUCCCACCAUACCACACUGCUCCUUAGCCACGCUUAUAGGACUGUGCAUAAGGAUCAAAGUAGAGAGAAGUAUGCCAAUCCCUAUAAAACUAGAUAUUUAUAUCAAAAGUGGAGCACAUACCACAGAACAUGAAAUAAAUAAACAAAUUAAUGACAAAGAACGGAUAGCAGCUGCCAUGGAGAAUCCAAACUUGAAAGAAAUGGUUGAAAAUUGUAUAUUAGAAGAAGACUGAUGUAUUUUAAAAAUUAAUCAUUUUGUUAUAAAUAUAUAAUUUGA
Molecule: messenger RNA, 582 nt
Organism: Leptinotarsa decemlineata (Colorado potato beetle)
Lineage: Eukaryota; Metazoa; Arthropoda; Insecta; Coleoptera; Chrysomelidae
Gene: galla-1
Product: cytosolic iron-sulfur assembly component galla-1
Source: RefSeq, a predicted model, not a curated record